AUGAAUAAAUUGAAAUCAUCACAGAGGGAUAAAGUAAAAAAAUUCGUUGCAUUUACGCAGACGACGGAGAGUACAGCCAUAUAUUGUCUUUCGCAAAAUGAUUGGAAAUUGGAAUUGGCAAGCGACAAUUAUUUUCAGAACCCAGAUGCAUAUUAUAAAGACUCUGGCAAAGCGUCUGUCGAUAGAAAGAAGGUUGAACAAUUAUUCAAUAAGUACAGAGACCCACAAGAGAACGAUAAAAUUACUGUUGAUGGUGUUAUGAAGUUCCUAGAAGACUUAAACUUAAGCCCUGAAUCUAUUUUAGUUCUUAUUAUAGCAUGGAAAUGUAAAGCAGCAGUUCAGUGCGAAUUUACAAAAGAUGAGUUUACAAUGGGCCUUGUAGAACUCAGUGUUGAUAGUGUAGACAAAUUUAGAGCUAAAUUACCCAUGCUUGAAACUGAAAUUAAAGACCCAAACAAAUUCAAAGAUUUCUAUCACUUCACAUUUAAUUAUGCAAAAAAUCCUGGCCAAAAAGGCUUAGAAUUAGAUAUGGCAAUAGCAUACUGGAACAUUGUACUCAGAGGGAGAUUCAAAUUUUUAGAUGCGUGGUGUAAAUUUCUUACGGAACAUCAUAAAAGAUCGAUACCAAAGGACACAUGGAACUUGCUUCUUGAUUUUGCUACCCAAAUUGAUGAUGGCAUGAGUAAUUAUGAUGCAGAAGGUGCCUGGCCAGUUCUCAUUGAUGACUUUGUAGAGUGGUGCCAGAAGCAGGAACUUACCGUAGACAGCUUCAAAGGACUAGAGCCUGCUUCUGGCUAG
Molecule: messenger RNA, 798 nt
Organism: Leptosia nina
Lineage: Eukaryota; Metazoa; Arthropoda; Insecta; Lepidoptera; Pieridae
Source: the annotation of a GenBank genome assembly